GUGCGGCUCAGAGGAAGCGGAAGUGUCAGAGCAGGCGGAAGUGGUACUGCCCUGAAGACCCUGAGCAGCGAGCGGAGGACGGCUUGAUAAACUCGCAUCUUCCAGAGACUUCGAUCGGCACUCCGAGCACGCUCCAAAUCCUAAAAGAUGGAUAAGAACGACCUGGUGCAGAAAGCCAAGCUGGCAGAGCAGGCCGAGCGCUACGAUGACAUGGCGGCUGCCAUGAAGGCCGUGACGGAGCAGGGCCUGGAGCUCAGCAACGAGGAGCGCAACCUGCUCUCCGUCGCCUACAAGAACGUUGUGGGGGCCCGUCGUUCAUCCUGGCGCGUCAUCUCCAGCAUCGAGCAGAAGACGGAGGGGAACGAGAAGAAACAGGUCAUGGCCCGUGAUUACCGCGAGAAGAUCGAGUUAGAACUCCAAGAAAUCUGCCACGACGUGCUGAAUCUGCUCGACAAAUUCCUCAUAGCCAACGCAACUCAGGCAGAGAGCAAGGUGUUCUACCUCAAAAUGAAAGGAGACUACUUCAGAUACCUGUCCGAGGUGGCCUCUGGGGACUCAAAGGAAGGGUGAGUAUCACUGAGACAAUAUACGGUAGAGAACUCUCAGCAGGCCUACCAGAACGCCUUCGACAUCAGCAAGAAGGACAUGCAGCCGACACACCCCAUCCGGCUCGGCCUGGCCCUCAACUUCUCCGUCUUCUACUAUGAAAUCCUCAACUCUCCCGAGCAGGCCUGCGCUCUGCCAAGCAGGUGGGCUUUCGACGAGGCGAUCGCCGAGCUCGACACCUUGAACGAGGACUCGUACAAAGACAGCACGCUGAUCAUGCAGCUACUAAGGGACAACCUCACUCUGUGGACAUCGGAAAACCAGGGAGACGAGGGCGAGACCGGCGAUGGAGAGAACUAGAGCGCACUUCACUGUUAACCCAUCCCCACUCUCUUCCUCUUCCUUUUAUCUCUCUUCCUCUUUCUUCUCUUCUUCCUCUCUUCGUACACAUAAACAGCCCAUUCAUUCCCUCGUCCCACUCGUUCAAGCCUAGCCUCCCGACUUCCCUUCUGUAUAACCAACAGCAUGAAUAGUACCUGACCUUCACGGAUCAAAUUAAAGAUAAAAACAAAGGAGGGGGGGUUGAAAAACGACAGAAACUACCCCGUCACCCCGAGAUCCUUCAUCCCUCCUCCCUCCAGCCUCUCCUCCCCUCACCAUGGCACUCCAAGGCCGGUCAGGUCUCAUAGCACGCAGGGAGGGUUUUUAUCCACAACCACAAAUUCAAUUAAUGUUUCUAAACUCCACGAAGCCCCGUUUUUAUCCUCCUCGUUUUUAUUUCCUUCCUCCAUUCCUUCCAUUCUUCCUCGCUCCUCUUCCCUCCUUCCUAACAUCUCGGUAUGUUCUCUCACCCUGCCUCCCUCCCUCCCUCCCCUCCCCUCUCUAGCGAGUUAAUGCAUUUAUAUAGUUGUCCAUCCCUUUUUCUUUUUGGCUAUUCUUAGUGUACUGGCUCAAUGGCUGGUUUUAUUCCACAUUACGAAAACGAAAAAAAAGGUUAUUAAACUGUCCGUUUAUUUUCAACAAACACUGUGAUGCUUAGUUUUUCCUCCACCAGAUUUAAUGGUCAAAUUGAUAUUGAGCUGGGAUUGAUCGGGGGGGUGGUGGUGUCUGAUCAGCAGUGCAGUUCUGCUGAGGUUUAUACAGAAGGGUCCUCCUAUACAAGGCUGUAUUGUGACACUGACAAACCUAAAAACAAACGUGUUUUACCUGCUGUGUAACCGAACACUCGCUGUUUUUCACUUUUAAUUUCCUGUCUCACCGGGACCGGGGUUUUAUUCCAAGCCACUCUGCAUAUUUCAAGUUUGGAGCUAAAACAAAUAAACGGAAAAGAUUCGAAAAAAAUUAUAAAAUUUAAAAACAUUCCAUUUUACUGUACGAGAAGAUUUUAGACGUUUUUCAAAACAAACGGGACCUGCCUGCUUCCUGGGAUCCGCCUCCUGUCCAGGUGCUGUUGAACGUCUGUGCCGUCCCUGAAGUUAGUUCCUUAAACACGUUUAUUUCCCCCUGCGGUUGCUUUUGUUUCUCUUUGUGUGUUUGUGUGUGUUUGACAAAUCAAACCCUUUGUUCUGUUAUUUUGAAAACUGUAAAAUUGUAAAACAUUUUUAAAGCUUAACUGUAAAUCUGUCUUUUAGAAAAACAAAACGGUUCUGUCGAUAUUGUUCGUUGACACCUGCUUGUAAAGAAACCUUGAAGCCGUUUCAGUCAGAUCUUGUUGUUAUUGAGCAGAUCGUAUUAUUAUUUUUUUUGGUACUCUCUCAUCUCCCUCUGAUUUCCCGUCUGUUCUACAAGUCCAGAAUAUUUCCACUCGCUGUUGAACGGUGUGAUCUGCCAAUAAGAAUGCAUGCUUCCAUGUAUCACCAUAUAAAUCUACCACAAGCAUCGAGUGGGGAGCUGGUGACACGUAAACUCGCUGCGGCCUCGGUUCCACCAGGUGAGGAUUAGCUGAUGGUUUCAAAAACCAGUUGAUCUUAAGGUUCAUUGAGCAGCUGGUUUUUAAUUGGAUAAGAACUCGAGGAAGCAGCGAGUCUCGGUGUCCGGUUCAAGUCCACAACAGGUACGUGCGUUGAAGAAGCCAAAUCUGCUGGCAGCCGAUCAACCAAUCAUCUGUUUGUGGAAGUGGGAACCUGUAGUGGGAUCACGUUUUUUUUAGUUUUGUUUGUUUUUUGAAGGCGUCCUUCGGAUUCUCUCGUAGAAAAGAGGAAACACUCAGCAGCUCCCAGAUUAUUCAAACAAAUAUAAACAACUAUCGUCUGCAAAGAAAAAUCAUGCAAGUGGUUAAUCUCGUUAAAAUGUCCGCGUCCUGCCGGCAGCGCUUGUUCAGAGGAAACCGAAUCCAAAACAAGACUCAGACCCCCGAUGUGUCAAAUAGUGAAAUAAUCAGUGUCACAAUAACCUUGUCAUCAACCAUCUCGACAUUCCACUCUGUAGGUGUAGAAGAGUCAUGUCUCAAUGUUUCUUUUCUUUCGCUGGGGACACAAAUGUUUUCAUGCACUGAGAUUUAAAAGUCAAAGGAAAAAAAAUAAAAAACGAUAAUUCCU
This is a messenger RNA of Pleuronectes platessa (European plaice), 3083 nucleotides long. RefSeq names its product 14-3-3 protein beta/alpha-1-like. Lineage: Eukaryota; Metazoa; Chordata; Actinopteri; Pleuronectiformes; Pleuronectidae. Gene Ontology annotation, cellular component: cytoplasm. Gene Ontology annotation, biological process: signal transduction. The record is from RefSeq and is a predicted model, not a curated record. The transcript is spliced from 7 exons.